UGCUCGCUCGGAACAGCGAUCUAGCCGGGGUCAUCAGCAGUAUGGAACAAAUGGAGAUAAAAUUUAACAACAAAUUUAGGUACCCAUGGGUUCUUCUCAACGAGGAGCCCUUUACGGACGACUUCAAACGGCGUGUCAGUAUAGUGACGGAUGCGCCCGUUUCUUUUGGACUCAUUCCGCACGAUCAUUGGUUCCAACCUGACUGGAUUGACGAGUCAAAAGCUGCGCUAGGUCGUUAUAAGUUAACCAGACAACGGAUCAUUUAUGGCGGCAGUGUAUCGUACCGGAACAUGUGUCGUUUCAAUUCCGGCUUUUUCUACAGGCACGAGCUUCUGAAACAAUAUCAGUGGUACUGGCGGGUGGAGCCUGAUGUUAGUUAUUUCUGUGACCUCGACUAUGAUCCAUUUCUUUUCAUGCAGGACAACAAUAAACUAUAUGGCUUUACUAUAUCCUUGCUAGAAUGGGCACCUACUAUAGCAACACUCUGGGGGACAGUAAAAGACUUCAUUGCCCAAAACCCUCAAUACGUCGCAGAAGGCAAUGCAAUGCAAUUUCUCUCGGAUGAUGCUGGCGACACCUACAACCUGUGCCAUUUCUGGAGUAACUUUGAGAUAGCCAACAUGGACUUUUGGCGGGGCGAGGCAUAUUCGAAGUAUUUUGAAUAUCUUGAAGCAAAGGGUGGAUUUUAUUAUGAGCGUUGGGGUGACGCGCCUAUCCAUAGCAUCGCCGUUUCCCUAUUUGCCAAGAAAGACCAAAUACACUUCUUCAAAGACAUCGGCUACAGACACAGUCCUUUUCAGCACUGCCCACAAGGGAGUAACUGGACAGAAGGUCAUUGUUCGUGUGACCCACAUGACAACUUCGACUUCGCGAGAGGAUCUUGUUUAAAACGCUGGCUUCAACAGUCUUAG
Molecule: messenger RNA, 911 nt
Organism: Serpula lacrymans var. lacrymans S7.9
Lineage: Eukaryota; Fungi; Basidiomycota; Agaricomycetes; Boletales; Serpulaceae
Product: glycosyltransferase family 15 protein
Exons: 11
Coding region: 42-911 (289 amino acids)
Biological process (GO): cell wall mannoprotein biosynthetic process; protein N-linked glycosylation
Cellular component (GO): membrane; Golgi apparatus
Molecular function (GO): alpha-1,2-mannosyltransferase activity
Source: RefSeq, a predicted model, not a curated record